Molecule: messenger RNA, 1885 nt
Organism: Oryzias latipes (Japanese medaka)
Lineage: Eukaryota; Metazoa; Chordata; Actinopteri; Beloniformes; Adrianichthyidae
Product: trafficking regulator of GLUT4 1-like
Cellular component (GO): membrane
Source: RefSeq, a predicted model, not a curated record
AGAUUUGGUGCCCUUUCUUUGUGUUCGGUCAGACAAAAAGGCUCCUGUUAAAUGCCUCAAUACAUCAAAGUUUACAUUAGUUUCUGACUCAGCAGGUGGUGAAUAUGAACGGAGGUUUAUGUUGCUGUGUUUGCUUUACUCCCAUACGGUAUUUGCUAUGUCCUUUAUGCUGGUUUUGCUGCUGUGCGCGUAAAUGGAAAGCUUUUACGCACCGCGUGUUCUCCUCAAAAGAGGUUUAAUUGUGUUUUCUGCUUGUCCCAAGCCUCGCCCGGUGCCUAAGUAGGCCUCCGGCGCUGGGGAUGUGAUGAGGAGAUGUAAUGGAUGCGGCAAUACCUCACCAGAUAAUAUACAACGGGGUGGGGAGAGCAAAGGCGUGCGUCCGAACGCUCACCGCCAACUACACAGGAGGGAGACUCAGACAUCAAUAAGAUCUCGCUCAUCAAUAAGAGAUUUAGAUGGAGUUUGGCUGCUUAAUUAAGUAGGUUACUUUGACUGUAUUGCGCUCCGUGAAUUCACAAGAUUUAAUCUGAUGAACCCCCCAUGGGUAACAUCUGAGGGAAGACUCUCCAGCAUCCUCUUCUUCGGGACAGCAGCGCCAAACACGGACACCCCAUUCAGGAGACGAGAUCAGUAGUAUUUUCUGUGAUGGCGAUUAACACGGAUGCAGUUUUUGAGAAGAGCGCCCUCGGCGACAGAGAAGUUUCUAACCCCACCAACUUCCAGGACACGGAAAAGCUGCUGAGCACCGGGACCACCGAGCCCAGCGGCCAGAGCAACCAACCAUCCGACUCCUUCUCCCUGAACGUCAGGGGGAGCGUCCGCUCCCUCAACGCGGACCAAACCGAACAGAGAUCGCCUCUAAGGUCCGGCUCCUUUGGGCAUCUGUCGACCCCACCCAGGUCCUCCUCCCGGAUCAGUCUGGGACAGCUGUCCGCGGUGCCCCCCGGACCCCAACCUCCCAGCUACCUCUGGCUUGCUGUGCUGUCCUGUUUCUGUCCCGCAGUUCCUCUCAAUGUAUGCGCCCUGUGGUACUCAAAUGUGUCCAAGUCUGUUCUCCAAACGGGAGAUGUUGAGGGAGCAAGGAAAUAUGGGCGUCUGUCCAUGCUGCUCAGCAUUCUGGCAAUCCUGCUGGGUGUGGCGGUAAUCAUCUUCAUAGCAUAUACAAUAGAGACGGCGAAUUGAACUUUGGGACGGAAUGGGACUCCUUUAACGUCAUCAAAUCUCAAAUUUGCACAGAAGAUGAAGGAGAAUUUACAAAAUCUCAUCUGUAAAGAAGAAAAAAAAGGGCAUCCAAAUUAUGUUUUAUUUUUCCUUUCAUGGACUAAAAGUGAAACGGUGGUUCUAAUCCUAUGCUCCUUAAUCCCAUAAUCUCUGGAGUCACAGAGGAGAAUUGCACUGUUUGAGAAGAAACUGUAAAAUGUCAUCAAUUUAGUGAUCUGAGGUGAGCACUGGCCUGACAGACACUCUAUAAGAGCACCUCUCUCACACACAAACAUCCAUUAAAUGGAAAUCCCCCCCUCCCCCCACAAAAAAACACCAAAAAGCCACACAAAAAAAUUUAAACUGGAUUUUUGGGCCACAGAAAGAUGUACAAGUCUGUUUCAUCCACAGUUUAAAGUAUAAAUGACAACAAGUCCCUUCUGCUCUCAUAUUGUUGUCUGCUGCUUUGUGCAUUCAUGAGAAUAUGCACCUGUUUCCCAUUUGGACUGGCGUUUGUGGGUCUCUUCAUUAUGUUUACAAUAUACUGCAAGUUAGAAAUUGGACCGUCUCUCCCACAUUGUAUGCACUGACCUCUGCACUCCAAUGUUUAUACGUUUGUACGGUAUGACUGGUUUACUGUGCCAUAGUUCUUCUGCAUGUGAAAUAAACUUGACUGAGCAUGACA